Molecule: messenger RNA, 1469 nt
Organism: Leguminivora glycinivorella
Lineage: Eukaryota; Metazoa; Arthropoda; Insecta; Lepidoptera; Tortricidae
Exons: 6
Coding region: 120-1469 (449 amino acids)
Source: RefSeq, a predicted model, not a curated record
GUCAUACUAUACUCGUCAAGUCAAAGACGUCAAACCGCCAUUGAAUUAUUUCGUCUAGUUUAUUUGUUUUAUUCUUGUAUUGUGUUAUCAAACAUUAGGAGAAACAUUUUAUCAACACGAUGGUGUUUAUGUGCGUGAUAUGUAUGGUGAAAGAGCCGCCCUUGGUGCCUCUGAGCUAUGAACACAGGCAGCUACUCGAAGUGAUUGUGUCUCCAGUUAUAAACACAAGUGACCUCAAAGGCUAUGAAUGGCUGUACUGUGUUGACUGCAAGAUGUUGAUGCAGUCGGUGCACAACUUCCAGCAGUCUGCUCGCAAGGGCGUGAAGGCUUUUAAAUAUAUGCUCAGUAAACUCAACAAGCAGACUGCUACGCAAAAUGUUGCUUUUGAACUGAUUUCAGAAGCAAAACAGGACCCAAUCGCCAUCAAGACUGAACCUGAAACUGACCUGCCUUCGGUCGACCAGAAGCCUAUGGUACCUGAAGAGGAUAAAACUCUACAUGAAGAAGUGGACAUAAAAAUGGAAAAUGACAUGGAACCAGAAGUAGAUUAUAGUUCAGAUUCUACCAUAACAUGUUAUGGUGACAGUCACCUAGACCAGGCGUUGAAAGAAUCCACAGAUCCGUUAGAAUCAAAUCCUUCACCGUCGAAAAAUAUUAAGAUUACCUCAGGACCUGUUUCGCAGAAAAUUUUAAAGAAAAUUGUUGUGGUGCCCCAAAGUGCCAAUAGCCAAGUUAAAGUGAUAAAAAAGCCGGACCCGGAAGAACAAAUAUCAAAAUUUAUAAUAGCAUUGAAACCGCAGGCACCAAAAAAUGUACAGUUAACAGAAAAUGUACAGUUCGCAGAAAUUGUACGGCCAGAUGAAAAUGUACAGUUAGUUAAAAAUAUGCAGUUAAUAAAAAAAUUACAGCUAGCAAAAAAUGUGCAAAUAGUCAAAAAUGUUCAGCUAGCAAAAACUGUACAGUCAGUUAAAAAUGUACAGUUAGUAAAAAGAUUACAGCCAGCAAGAAAUGUACACUUGGCAAAAAUAUUACAGCAAGCAAAAAAACAGUUAGCAGAAAAUGUACAAACAGCAAGAAAUGUGCAGCUAGCAACAACUGUACAGCCAGUAAAAAAUGUACAGUUGGCAAACAAAAUACAGCCAGCAAAAAAUGUGCACUUGGCAAAAAUAUUACAGCAAGCAAAAAAGCAGUUAGCAGAAAAUGUGCAGACAGCUAAAAAUAUCCAGACGGCAAAAAAUUUACGGCCAGCAAAAAAUGUACACUUUGCAAAAAUAUUACAGCAAGCAAAAAACCAGUUACCAGAAAAAGUACAAACAGCAAAACAAUUACAACUGGCAAAAAACUCACAGCCAGCAAAUGAGCAAUUAGUGGACAACGAACAGUUAGCAAAAAAUAUCUUUCUGGAAUCCUGGAGUUGGGUCUCUCCGCAAACUCGAAAAGCCAUCACCUUGAAUACGCCACCACCUUGA